This is a messenger RNA of Zychaea mexicana, 2855 nucleotides long. Its product is annotated as 3-isopropylmalate dehydratase. Gene Ontology annotation, molecular function: 3-isopropylmalate dehydratase activity; 4 iron, 4 sulfur cluster binding. Lineage: Eukaryota; Fungi; Mucoromycota; Mucoromycetes; Mucorales; Lichtheimiaceae. The transcript has a single exon. Gene Ontology annotation, cellular component: 3-isopropylmalate dehydratase complex. The coding region runs from base 405 to 2669 and encodes 754 amino acids. The record is from RefSeq and is a predicted model, not a curated record. Gene Ontology annotation, biological process: L-leucine biosynthetic process.
GGCCAAUUAAAGGUGGGUGGGGGGGGUGAGCAAAGGAAAAACAUUUUUCCCUCCCUCCAACAAAAAAGCUUCGACCCCACAGACCUACUAUACUACUAAUACUACUGCUUUGAACUCUGUGUGUGUGUGUAUGUGUUUGAAUGACGGUAGAAAAUUCAGCCAAUGUUGCCUGAUUUGCUACUGGCUAUGAGUCUCCUUGUAAAAUAGUGAAUAAGAUCAAACCUCAACCAAUAAGAUUCGAAAACUCAGUUUGAGUCACGGCAUACAACUUCAUUCGUUCAAGCCAGCUUUAACCGAUCCGACAACCUGCCCCCUUUUCCCUUUUCCUUCUUUCUUCCUUUGUUUGAAAGAAAAAACACUACUACUACCCACCCCCCCCACUCUUCUCUAUCAUCAAAUACAAUAUGGGCCGCACACUCUAUGACAAAGUAUGGGACGACCACGUCGUUGACAAGCAAGAAGACGGCACCUGUCUGAUUUAUAUUGAUCGCCACCUGGUCCACGAAGUCACCAGUCCUCAGGCAUUUGAAGGUCUGCGUAACGCAGGCCGUAAGGUGCGCCGUCCUGACUGCACCUUGGUCACGGUCGACCACAACAUUCCCACGACCUCGCGUAAAACGUUCAAGAACGUUUCUUCCUUCAUCGACGAAGCCGAUUCGCGUACACAGUGUGAGACGCUCGAACAAAAUGUUAAAGAGUUUGACCUGACCUAUUUCGGCAUGGAAGACGACCGUCAAGGUAUUGUGCAUGUCAUUGGCCCCGAGCAAGGCUUCACUCUGCCCGGCUGCACUGUCAACUGCGGUGAUUCCCACACUUCCACACAUGGUGCCUUUGGUGCCUUGGCCUUUGGUAUCGGUACCUCCGAAGUCGAGCACGUCUUGGCUACCCAGACCCUGCUGCAAAAGAAGAGCAAGAACAUGCGUGUCAAGGUCGACGGUAAGGUCGCGCCCGGUGUGACCAGCAAGGAUAUUGUGUUGCAUAUCAUUGGCGUUAUUGGCACCGCUGGAGGUACAGGAUGUGUUAUUGAAUUCGCUGGAUCGGCUUUUGAGGAAAUGUCCAUGGAGGCUCGCAUGUCCGUCUGCAACAUGUCCAUUGAGGCCGGUGCACGUUCCGGUAUGAUUGCGCCCGACGAGACCACUUUUGAAUACAUUCGCAACCGUCCCUUGGCUCCCAGCGAAGCCGAGUGGGACCGUGCGGUCAAGUACUGGAAGUCGCUUUGCCCCGAUCCCGACGCCAAAUACGACGUUGACGUAUUCAUUGAUGCCGCCGAUAUUGCGCCUACGCUGACGUGGGGCACCAGUCCUCAAGACGUCGUUGCCAUCACCGGCGCCACGCCUGAUCCCGCCAAAAUCGAGGACCCAGCACGCCGUCUUGCCACUGAACGUGCUUUGGAAUACAUUGGCCUCAAGCCCAACACGCCAAUGGAGGAGGUCAAGAUCGACAAGGUGUUUAUCGGCAGCUGCACCAACUCGCGUAUCGAGGAUCUCCGCAAUGCAGCAAAGAUCGCAAAGGGCCGUCACGUUGCCGAAUGGGUCUAUGCCAUGGUCGUGCCUGGAUCGGGAUUGGUCAAGAAGCAGGCUGAGCGGGAAGGAUUGGACAAGAUUCUCAAGGAAGCUGGAUUCGACUGGCGUGAGGCUGGCUGUUCCAUGUGUCUGGGCAUGAACCCUGAUCAGUUGAGCCCUGGUGAGCGAUGUGCAAGUACUUCGAACCGUAACUUUGAAGGCCGUCAAGGCGCAGGCGGUCGUACUCAUUUGGUCAGCCCUGCCAUGGCUGCUGCCGCUGCCGUCAAUGGUUAUUUCACCGAUGUCCGCAAGCUCUUGCCCGCCGAGGAAAAAACCAAGGAUGCUCCUACGCUUGAGCAACAACAACAACACACUGUGGAAUUGGAACCUCCGGUCGAAGACCAUGCCAAGGCUGCCGACCAGGCUGACAUUGUGACCGAUGCACCUCCGCAGCCACCCAGCCCUGCUCCCUCUGAAGCCUCGGGCAUGCCCAAGUUCACGACAUUGGAAGGCUAUGCUGCACCGAUGGACAUUGCCAAUGUCGACACGGACAUGAUUAUUCCCAAGCAAUUCCUAAAGACCAUCAAGCGUACCGGACUGGGCGUUGCGCUGUUCUACAACUUGCGUUACGACUCCGCGACCGACAAGGAAAGGCCCGAAUUCGUGCUGAAUCAAGCACCUUACCGCGACGCCAAGAUCUUGGUGUGCACUGGCCCUAACUUUGGCUGUGGCAGUUCGCGUGAACACGCUCCCUGGGCUUUCAAUGACUUUGGCAUCCGCUCCAUCAUUGCUACCAGUUUUGCCGAUAUCUUUUACAACAACUGUUUCAAGAACGGCAUGUUGCCGAUCGCUCUGCCCCAGGAACAAGUCGACCUGCUGGCCGGACAUGCAAAGAAGAGUGAAAAGUUGGAGGUGGAUUUGGUCAACCAGGUCAUUCGUUACCCUGGUGGUGAGGUGCCGUUUGAAGUGGAAGAGUUCCGCAAGCACUGCUUGGUCAAUGGUUUGGAUGACAUUGGUCUGACCAUGCAAAAGGAUCAGCUCAUCGAAACGUUCGAGGCUAAGCGAACGAGCAGCUGGCCUUGGUUGGAUGGCAAGGAGUAUUCUGGCAAGGCUACAAAGAUUACGGCUGUACCAGUAGGAAACAAGAAGCAAAAGCUGGAUUGGUAGAUUUGUUGGAGGGUUAUUGUUUUCUUAUUUUUUUGUAUAUUUUUUUAUUCGUUCUAAGCGCAAAAUGUUUCUUUGUUCACACUAUUCACUAAAGAAGAAUGAUUCCAUAUUCCAUUGAUUCCACUAUCAUUGCCAUUGACUUAUUAAACUGAUGAUUGGUGAGGAGGUAUUUUUGAUGGUUUGACG